CCAGACAACCAGAAGGAGGCAGGUCUUGUCUUAAAAAAACUGACUUUUUUUGUGUGUUGUGUUGCUUCAACUUUGACUUUUGAAAAAAAUUAUUCGUUCGUUUCAAAUUUCUAAAUUUGUUUUUGGUUUUGGUGAUUUGAUCAAGUUCCGAAAAAUAAGAAGAAUGGCGACAGAAUCGACCGGUCAAAAUAAUGAAAAACGUUUAUUCAUUCCGGAUACAUCGACAACGACAAUGGGUGAAAAAUUACGAACAACAACCGAAGAUAUUUGUCUUGAAGCUGGUUAUUAUCUACAUAAAAAACCAUUAGGUGAAGGUGGUUUUGGUAAAGUACGUUUAGCAACACAUUUACGUACAAAUCAAAAAGUAGCAAUCAAAAUGAUGAAUAAACAAAAAUUGGGACAAGAUUUACAACGUGUUCGUAUUGAAAUUGAAGCAUUAAAAGUUUUACAACAUGAUAAUAUUGCUAAAAUGUUACAAGUUAUUGAAACUGAUACGGAUAUUUAUUUGGUUCUAGAAUAUUGUAGUGGUGGUGAAUUGUUUGAUUAUUUGAUUGCUAAACGUCGAUUAACCGAAACUGAAGUUCGUGUUAUUAUGAAAGAUUUAUUUAAAGUUUUACUUUAUAUUCAUAAUCGUGGUUUUGCACAUCGUGAUCUGAAACCAGAAAAUAUUCUAUUCGAUCAGAAUCAUAAAAUUAAAUUGAUUGAUUUUGGUUUGGCUGCUAAUUCUUCGAAAAACAAAGCAGCAUUAUCAUUUUUACAAACUUGUUGUGGAAGUCCAGCAUAUGCUGCACCUGAAUUACUUCGAGGACUUACAUAUUCUGGUCCGGCUGUUGAUGUUUGGAGUGCCGGUAUCCUAUUAUAUUCACUUUUGGUUGGCCAAUUACCAUUCGAUGAUGAUAACAUUAAUAAUUUGUAUAAAAAAAUUCAAGAUGGUCGUUUUAUGAUGCCACAAUGGCUUUCGGCUGAUGUUCGCGAUCUAAUCGCAUCAAUGUUACGUUCAAAUCCAGCCGAUCGUAUUACAGUUGCUAAAGCAUUGGAUCAUCGUUGGAUUCGUAAAGGAUUUACAAGUCAUUCACCAUCGAUGCCACCACCAAUUCCAUCGCAUGGUCCAUUAUCACCUGCUACAAUUGAUUCGAAAAUAUUUUCCUAUCUUCAACAAUUAUUUCCUCGAAUGACCGAUUUGGAAUUACGUCGUCGUUUAAAAUUAUUUGGCUAUGUAACGGCUACAUAUUUAUUACUUAAACAUGAUCCACAAGCUAUUCAGGCCGUAAAAGAAUCAUUACAAUUACGAAUGAAAUCAUUAGCACAACAGCAACAAGAAUUAUCCGGUUUGGUUAAAAAAUCUGAAAAUCUUAUUGUUGAGCCACGUAUUGCUGCCAUAAAACGUAAAUUACAACUUGAUUGUAACGAUACGAUCAAUUCACAACAGCAACAACAACAACAAACAGAUCAAACCGAACCAAUGACCAAAAAAGUUAAAGAAAUGAUUUCAACACCGAAAAAGACAUUAUUAUUGAAUGGUAUUAAUUCAACAACGGUUACACCGAAAAUUCCACCACCAUUAUUAACUGAACGUAAACAAAUGCUGAUAAAUAGUGCUAAAUGUCAUCAAUCACCUGCAUUAUCACCACGUGUACCAAUGAGAUUAACACCACAAAAAGCUCGACAAAUUAAAUCACCAAAACUACAGAAACCAAUGAAUGAUGAAAAUUCGGUAUCGAUUAAGGCAAAAACUUUGGUGAAAAGUCCAUUGGCUAACAAUAAUACUAAUGGCGGUGUUACAACCAUAAAAAGUCCAUUACGAGAUGUGUGUAAUCAGGUUUUAUCGCCAACGAAUAAACAACAACAACAAAUCAAACCAUCACCGAAAAUAAUGCUAAAUACACCGACUAAAACAUCAUCAUCGACAAAAAAAUCAUUAUUGCAACGUUUAAUGGCAUCAGCAACACCAACAUCCAGAUCAAAUACCCCAAGAAAAUUAGAUACAUCAAUGCCAUCGAAUAAUAUAACGAUGACAUCGUAUAAAGAACCACAAGAAUGUAUUGAUCAUUUAAUACAUACAUUACGUUCAAAAGGUGUUGAUUGUAAACAGAAAAAUUUUACCUUGAAAUGUUUUUUCAACGACAAAAUUCAUUCAUCAUUAAAAUUUGAUUUAGAAAUUUGUCAAUUUAAUGGUCUUUGUGUUAUACAUCGUAAACGUUUAAAUGGUGAUGCUUGGAAUUAUAAAAAAAUUUGUGAAUUAAUUUUACAAUUAAGUAAUGAACAACAAUUGGCUGCAUUGAAUAAUGAUGCUAAGAAAUCGACGACCAUACAGCCACAGCAACCGAUUGAAACCGAAACCCGCGUUUGAUAAUUUGCCAACCACCCAAAUAUAAAUCGAUAACCCUUUUUCCAAAAAAUAUCUAAUUUAUUUCAUAAUUUUUUGAUUAAAUUUAACCAUCAUUAGGUAAUCCUUUA
Molecule: messenger RNA, 2457 nt
Organism: Dermatophagoides pteronyssinus (European house dust mite)
Lineage: Eukaryota; Metazoa; Arthropoda; Arachnida; Sarcoptiformes; Pyroglyphidae
Product: maternal embryonic leucine zipper kinase-like
Biological process (GO): intracellular signal transduction; protein phosphorylation
Cellular component (GO): cytoplasm
Molecular function (GO): protein serine/threonine kinase activity; ATP binding
Source: RefSeq, a predicted model, not a curated record